Molecule: messenger RNA, 1095 nt
Organism: Acanthoscelides obtectus
Lineage: Eukaryota; Metazoa; Arthropoda; Insecta; Coleoptera; Chrysomelidae
Source: the annotation of a GenBank genome assembly
AUGAUGAAACUAAGAGAUAAGGCACUAAGAAAGUAUCAUCGUACAAAGAAUCACAAUGAUUGGUUAGGCUAUAAUACACUAAAGAACAAAAUUAACCACGCGAUUAACAAAGAAAAGCAAGUAUAUUUUGAGCAACAAGUUGCAUUAAAUAAAAACCGCAUGUGGAAAGAACUCGGAAAAUUGAAUAUAGUUAAUAAAAAACAGAAUUCACUACCUCAACACCUAGGAACUGCAAACCAAAUCAACAACUUCUUCAUGCAAUCCAUCUCGGGUGAUAAUAAUGAACCUGAUCAGUACACUCUUCGAUUCUUCUCCGAUACGCAACUCCCUCAUGAAGCAUUUGAGUUUUCGUACACUAAUGACAAUGAAGUAUAUCAAAAAUUGCUUUCAGUGAAAUCAACAGCCGUUGGUGCCGACGGUAUAAGUAUCAGCAUGCUGCUGUACAGCUGCCCUACAAUUUUACCAUAUCUCACGCAUAUUUUUAAUUACUGUCUAAAAUUCAAUGUAAUACCCAAAAUUUGGAAGCUUGCACAAGUAAUUCCCAUACCAAAAAAGAGCAACCCUGAAGAUGUGGGCGACCUUCGACCCAUCAGCAUCCUAUGUACUCCAUCAAAGGUCUUUGAAGUGAUUUUGGAUGCUAGAAUGAGGGACUUUGUUGCUAAAAAUGACAUUCUUCCAGAAAACCAAUCAGGGUUCAGAUCAGGUCACAGCUGCACAACAGCCUUGCUCAAAGCGUGGUUGAAGGGUCCCUUUCGCCUGGCCGCAGGAGAGAGGGAAAUAGAAGGCAAUGAGCGAGUAGACCAGGCAGCUAAAGAGCUUAAUUUACAAGGCCACUAUAUGAAUCCAAUUAAGACUAUCUCUUUUCGGAAAUGUCCUAGUAAUACCUACGCUAAUAUUCUACAAAGGAAGAAACCCCAGAUAGAAAGGAGUAGCGAAAGAAGUAAUAAAUUUUACGAUGUCUUGUCUGUCGGUCUGUCCCUUGAAUUAAUGUGUUUACGCACACGCACAAAAAGUCAGCAGAGCGGCAUCCUUAUUCCCCCUCUUAACCCCUCCUCCUGUAACGUCUCAGUUACGUCUUGUUGCAUUCCCAGAUAA